This is a messenger RNA of Notodromas monacha, 4974 nucleotides long. Lineage: Eukaryota; Metazoa; Arthropoda; Ostracoda; Podocopida; Cyprididae. The record is from the annotation of a GenBank genome assembly.
AUGGAACCUUUUUCAGCUGGAACAAUUUAUCUGAACGAUAUUCCGCUGUUGCUCGAGGAAACACCUGUGUCGCACGGGACGUUGUACUUCGUGGACAACUUGUUCUUCGUAACCAGCGAGUUAGUGCGGGAGCUGAACGAGGCCCACAGGGACAAGGAAACUGGUCCCUUGCUUGGGUCCCCGUGGCCCGAAUCCCAGUUCCUGUCCCACGUGUUCAUGAACCUGGAGGACCGCGAAGACACCACGCUCUUCGCCUCAUACCUCAACUAUUCCACUGUCUCCGACCUGUUCCCGACUAGAAAAGAUGGAAAUCACUUAUCAUACACUGCUUUUAUCCCGCGGGACUCAGCCAUCACGAAUUUGUUGGAGUCGGCUCGGUGGUCCGAAUUCCGCGACCCGUUUGAAAUCGAUGCGGACCUGAACCGAAAAAUGAUGCUGAAUCACUUUGUUCCCGGCUACAAGUACGUCGAAGACCUGUCAAAACCUGAGGACGUCGUCUUGACCACAAUGGCCGGGACCGAAGUCAUUUUGAAAUCAGUUGACGGAAAUUUGACCUACAAUGGGAUCCCAGUGCUGGAAUCGAACUUGUUCGUUUACGACCUGGGCAACAUGUACAUCAUCGACGGCGUGAACGGGAUCAAUGAGGACGACGUGAACGCGUCAAUGACGCGAGUCCCGCUGUCGAGCGACUCCGCCGCGCCCGUGCAUCAAGUGAUCGAAGACGUUCUUGCUGCACUGGAAGCGAAAGCAGACGAGUUCACCAAGCUGCGCGAUUAUCUCGCCUCGACUGACAUGUCGGAGGAACUCGACGAAUCCGCGGUUUUUCCUGGGAUUUACACUGUCUUCGCCCCGACGGACGCGGCUUUCAAAGAAAUCGUGUCUGACGCUUUGCCAGACCCGUUCGCUGAUGAUCCCGUGUUCCGAAAGAAGAGUCUGCUCAACUUUAUUGCCCCACAGCCUGUCAAUAUCUUCGAUUUGGAGGAACCGGAGGAAAUCAGGACGUUGGGAGAUCAGUCCCUCACUGUUCAUAAGCAUGGAAACGUCAUCUUGCUGACUUACGAUCAGCAGAAUACCAUAACGAUUGACCCGCUGAAGAAGCUGGUGAUGCCGGAGGGGCUUGGUAUCGUUUAUCCAGUUGACAAAGUGCCUUUCAUUACUGCAACGGAUGUUAACAACGCUAUUGAAAAUUUGGCUGUCAUGGAAUCGUCGGCGUUGAAGGAGACCAUGGCUGACGAGCCCGAACGAGCUGGAAAGCACCCCUUCGUUCAAGGUGCCAACGUAGCCCUCAAGGGACAAACCGAUUUGUCGAAGAUGAAGAAGUAUUGGACCACCUACAGUGCAUCACAUCCUCUUGAAGAAGGGGAAGAAUACACGUUGAUUGCGCUGAAAGAUCCGUCGUUCAAAGCUCUUGAGAAGGAAGGAGUUGACCCCGUUGAAGUUGACGAAUUCUUCAGAGAUAGAAUGUUCAAGAGAUUGAUAAUUAAGGGCAAUUUAAACCCAGAGAAAGCUGAAAAUGGAGCAUCAUUUCCCACUCUGAGUCAGGGAUUUGACGUUGUGUUCAAGAAAUUCGAAUACACGUGGUACCUCACAUUCGACCUUCCCGCAAUGUGUCCGUCCCGCAAUUCGACAGUCGAAUUUGCUGAUGGGAGGUCGACUCGCAAUGCGACCUGCACGCGCUGGGGAAAUGGCAUGGGAGAUACAGGAGUGAUGGAGGUGAACGGAGCUCGGGUAGACAUUGAGAGCAGUGGAGAAUUUGGAAAUGGGGCCGGGCGAUUGUUGGUGGUGCAAGAUUUUCCGUUCAGAGUUUCGGACAAAGAAGUGAAUUCUGCUUUAAGUCGUCGCUGCAGCCCAAAAAACGAAUUUUCCUCGAACUUCUUCCGUGAGGUCGUCGCUGCGCUCAAACCGCUCCCGCAGUUCUCCUCCGUCGUUUCUUACAUCCAGUGCAGCACGAUCCCUGGGGAUACUAUUCUUAUCAUUUUAAUGAAGAAAAGGGAAGUCGUCGAUUCAUGUCCCCACAGCUUGGUCCAGUUGUUGGGUUUCACUUUUGCGGCAGCGACAUCUAGUGUUCUAGUCCAUGAGGGUAAUUCUCGCCUGCCCUUGACCUUCUUCGCCCCGAGUAACACAGCGAUUCACUUCGCAAUCCCUGCCGACGCCAUCGACCCGUUCGUUUCCAAUGGUGCUUUCCGUGACGUUGCUAUCCUCAAGCACAUCACCGAAGCCCUGACCUUCGAAGACUUGGAAGAACCUUUAAACGUAACUUCGCUGGGCGGACACGUCAUAAAGUUUACUCGUCAUUCGCCGAAUCUGUUGAGAGCCAACAAUGUGCUGGUGGACCAGGACGGCGAAAUUGAAUUGGAAUUCGGAAGAAUCGUGCCUGUGCGGGGGCUAUUAAUUCCUCUUACGGACGUUGACGACGCUAUCGGACAAGAUUCUACCACCAACCCUUUUUCUCAAUCUCAGUCUAAAGUGGAACCGAGUGCCGAAUCGCUCAUCCUGAAUGAUCAGCCUGUUGCCGGGUCCUCACAGGAGAUUGUACAGCUACCGAGUGAGAGUCCAGAGAAAGCGAAUGAAGUUGAUCUCGAAAGCGUAACCGGUCAAACUGAAGGAAAUGAAUUAGCUCACACGGAAACCACGCUGAACCCGACGACGAUUGAAACAACGGUUGAGGUACGAUCCCUUGCUGGAGGAGAGACUGGGAAGACCGACCAACCGACGACUGCCGCGAGCUUGGUCGAAGAGUCCCGUGAAGAAGUGACGACUGUCACGGCGACGACCACCACGGAAACACGUGUGGUAGAAGCUGAGACGCAUUCUUUUGAGGACGCGAAAGAUUCCUCAACGACGGAAUCAAUUGUCGAGGAAAUGGCGGCUGAGCGAAGCCUGGAAGAUUUCCCAGUUUUCUUGAAUUUAGUUUUGAGGUCCUUGGAAGACUCGCCCAAGAACAACGGCCCUGCUUUCACCCGGCUUGUUCGCUACAUGCGAUUGACGGAUUUCUCUACGGCUUUGCCCGCAGCUCAAGGUGGUCCAUAUACCUUCUUGGCACCGACUGAUUCCGCAUUCCGUCGUGGGCUUCCUGCUGAUGCGAUCGAUGUAUUUCUGGUUGACACUGAAUUCCGGAAGAAUUCUUUGCUCCGAAUGAUGAUUCCCGGAAAAAUUGAGUCAGCUGGUUCAAUUUCUGCGCUGAAUGGGGAUCAACUUUCUGUCACGGAAAGUGAUGGUACGGUUUAUCGAAGCAAUAUCAUCGGUGUUGAAUCUGCUGAUGUGUAUAACUUUUGCUCUUUCUGUUUUCAUACGUCUUUUCAUGAACAUCGGAAAUCCGCAGGAAAAUUAGCGGUUAAUGACGUCAUGCUGGAGACGAAUCCGAUCGUGCUACCUGAAAAUCUGGGUUACAUAUACCCGAUUGGAAUGCACUUGACCUCGCAUGCGGAAGUUGCAGAAGCUAUCCGUAAAGCAGGACCUCAUUCACCGUUUUCGCAUCCGCUCAUGAAACCCGUCGGUCCGCCACAAGUUUCCUCACCUGUGCCUUCAAAACGACCCGUCAAGGCCGAGCCAGAGGUGGCCCGUUUUGACUGUGAAGAUUGCAAAAACUUCGUUGAGAUUCUCGUGUCCGUAUUGGAGAACGUUAACAUUUCUGGCACUACCUUCGAAGAAUUCUCCAAAUACGUUCUGGCAUCCGACUUGACACGAGAGUUCCCGGAAACCGACGGUAACGGAUUGAUGCAACCUUAUACUGCUUUUGUGCCGUCGGACAGUGCUGUGUUCAGGAGUCUGUUCCAAGAUGUUGCCAAUCCGUAUGUUUCCGAAGGAACAGAGAGUUUCAGACGCAAGUCAAUGCUUCAUCACUUCGUCAAAGGAAAAGUAGAAAUCGCUUUUCUACCCCCGGGCUCAGUUUUUAGCUCGCUGAACGGCUUUCCAAUCAAUAUUCAGAAGUCGAACGAUCCAGGUGUGUUCACUGUGAACCAGUUCAUUCAAGCGGAUUUGCCCGCAAUCACGCUUCCGAAAGGCGCUGGUUUGAUCUACAUCGUGGAUCGGAUUUUGACCCCAAGUGAAGAUAUGGUAGAAGCACUUUCGAAACUGCCUGCCGUUAAUCCGUUCGGGAUUCCUGUAUCAGAAGAUUUGAAGCAGAGCGUCGGAGAGACCAACGUGGCUGCUCCACCUGCACCUCCCAGUCGUUCCGAGGAAAUUUCUUUCAAAAUCCUCAGUGAUAUACAGGCUGCGUUGAGAAAGACUGGAAUGCACAAGCUCCUCAUCAAGUAUCUUGACGAAAGCAUGACUUCUCUAAUGCUGGAAGAUUUCACUCCGGGAGUGACAUUCAUUGCGCCCGUUGAUGCUGCCUUCGAGACGUUACAGCCUGGCUUAUUGGAUCCGUUCAUCACGAAUCCGGGCUUCCGAGUGGAAACCCUAAGAACUCUGUUUAUCGGUCCCCCACCUGUUGAUCUGAGAAACCUGAAGGGAACCUCGAUUUCCGUGCUGGACAAGUCAUACCAAGUUGACAGCUCUCAGGGAAAUCUGACGCUGAACGGAAUCGCUGUGAUGCCGACCCCGGAAGUGCUUCCGGGCGAUGAAGGCUUUGUGUUUUUUGUGGCCUCAGUGCCGUUCAUCACAUCUGCGGACACGGCGGAAGCGCUGCGGCGUCCACGACCGCCACCGCGGACUCGCCAACAAUCAGACGCCCUGCCUCCUGGCGUUGAAGCGCCCGCACCUUCGCCGCAACCCGCUCGCUCCGAAAGUGGCGCUCGAUCAUCCAACGUUGGUUCCAGUAUCCGUGAAGCCGCAGCGCCCACCUCGGAUGGGAACGCACGAGUCAUCAAUAGACUAUCCCCGAAGAAACUUCGUCGUCUCGACACCGACGGAUUAACUUUCCGAUUCAGCGACAACGGCAGGUUCUUGGACAAGAUACAGCCUGAUGCCGUGUUUCUGGUGCAGGUGAUCUCCCGCGGACAGCGAAUCCGCCAGCAAGGUGGCGCGAACUGA